Messenger RNA from Felis catus (domestic cat), 305 nucleotides. It is a transcript of the gene DEFB134, whose product is annotated as defensin beta 134. Gene Ontology annotation, cellular component: extracellular region. The record is from RefSeq and is a predicted model, not a curated record. Gene Ontology annotation, biological process: innate immune response. The transcript has 2 exons. Bases 1 to 201 code for a protein of 66 amino acids. NCBI's taxonomy places the organism in Eukaryota, Metazoa, Chordata, Mammalia, Carnivora, Felidae.
AUGAAGCCUCUCGUCAUUGUCCUUGUCUUGCUCUCCCGUGUGGACCCAGCUCUGGCAGGCUUGAAUCCACUGUCAUCAGAAAUGCACCAGAAAUGCUACGGGAAUGGUAUCUGUAGACUUGAGUGCUCUACAAGUGAAAUGUUAGUUGCCUACUGUAUGUUUCAGCUGGAGUGCUGUGUCAAAGGAAACCCUGAGCCCUGACACAAGAAGCCAGUGAAUGCCAAUUAACUUGAAAGUAAUUGACAUCCUCUCCACCAACUUUCACACAGCCAGGGAAUUUAGAUUAAACUGUGACACUGUGAUGU